Messenger RNA from Fusarium redolens, 1178 nucleotides. RefSeq lists its product as uncharacterized. The transcript is spliced from 2 exons. Lineage: Eukaryota; Fungi; Ascomycota; Sordariomycetes; Hypocreales; Nectriaceae. Bases 126 to 1013 code for a protein of 295 amino acids. The record is from RefSeq and is a predicted model, not a curated record.
AUAUUCCCCUCUCAUAAACCCUGUAGAUACCACAGCCUGAUUUCGAUGAUAUAACUCAAGUACCCGGCGAAUUGUGAACACGCAGGUUGAAAAUAUUAUUUUCUUUCUGCACUAACCAUAUCAAAAUGUCCGAGUUCGAAGGUGAUGACUUUUCCAACAACCUAUUCAGUGACCUUGCGCCGCUGCUCACUCUUUUUGGUGAGCAGGUGACCAAGCAAUUUCUUAGCAUGAGUAUGGGAUGGGCUGAUAAUAUCCUGCUUGCCAUGGGGCCUCUUGGUGUUAUCACGAUUGUUGUUAGUGCCAUUCAUGUAGGCGGAGAUAAGAGGCUGAGAGCGCUGAUCGGGAGAGCACGAGAGAGUCAAUCAGUUGCCGAGCAGGAGCUUCUAUCAUCCACUUCUGAGAACGUGUGCGAAAUGUGGAAUGGUCAACAAAUCGUUCGAUUAAUUGGAGACUCUGAGGAACUCAAAACACUCAUUGCCACAAAGUACGGAAAUGUAUACGACAUCCAAACGGCAGUCAACCAUGACGUACUCAGCGUAUCUGGCCAGGGCUGUCAUUUCACCCCUGAGGAAUUAGAAGUCCUUUCCAACGCCGCGCCAAAUCUGGCUCUCAAUGUCCCCAAUGCCACACCACCAUCUUAUGAACUGUGGAUAUGGACAGCGCUGGGUGUUUUACUCCAGCUAUUUGCCCUUGUGUUCCCAGCCCUUGCCGAAUUCUUGUGGGAAUGGGAGAAAGGUGAAAGUACUAUUCAAGCAUAUGGAUAUCCAUGUUUCUCGGUUGGGAGUAUAUGCUUGAUAGUAGGUAUAAUGAUGUGCGGACAAGUUAUCGAGGGUGUAACGGAAGAGUUCGAGUUUAAAGUUUCAAAAGAGAACGUGGAAAAUGAUGUCAAGAUAUUCUGCUACCAGCGUGGUCGAACUGUCGGAGAGCAACACUUUCCAUCCUAUGCAAUCUUCAACUCCAACGGCAGUAUCAAGAUCUCUCGGAUCGGCCAUAAUACCAAGGGCUACAUGUAAGUCUAACCAUCACAUCUGCUCCCUUGGACUCUGCAUAACAUUCUUAGACUGUUGACGUACUGCUCAUCUCUGUUGGCAGUCACAGGAUACAUCGUACAGUUCGUUGGCUUUCGGGCUCUCCAUUGGUCCUCCACUGUUGUUCAACUAGGCAUCACACUCGUCAUU